AUGCAUAUGUUUCCAUUUGGUCAUGUUGUAUACAUGCCUUUAUCAUCAUCAUCAUCACCAACAACAACUUUAUUAGGACCUAUAUCAACAGAUUUUUCACCUUCAUCUAUAAUUCCUUUAUAUAAUACAACAUUUUUAAAUAAUCCAUUUAAUUUAUACACAAAUACAAAGUUUGAAUAUAAUGUUCAUCGACAAAUAUUACCUCAUAGAUUUAAACGUAUACGUGAUGAUUUUCAUGAUAUACAAGAUAGAAAACGUACUAAAUUAACACCAACAAUUAAUAAUAGUUCAUCAACAUUAUCAAAAAAUGCACUUAUGUUAUUACAUGAACUUAAACCUUCAAUUGAAUAUAAACUUAUUGCACAAACAGGUCCAUCUCAUCGACCUAUGUUUACUAUGGCUGUUGAAAUUAAUGGACAAGUAUUUAAAGGUACAGCUCAAACAAAGAAAGAAGCUAAACAAGCAGCUGCUGAAAAAGCACUUCAAUCAUUUUCUCAAUUACCUUUUUCAUUAUUUGAUAAUUUAACAAAUAUAAAUAAUAAUCUAUCAAAUAAAUCUAUUGAAAAUAAUAAUAAUAAUAAUCAAUCAAAUAUUUCUGAAUCAUAUGAAAAUCAAAAUCCAUUUUAUAUUCUUAAACAACUUAAACAAAAUUUACAAUGUGAAGAAAUUACAAAUGAAAUAAUAACUGAACAAAAUGAAUUUAAAUUUACUAUUAUUAUUGAUGAUCAACGUUUUAUUGGUAUAGGACAAAAUAAAAAUAUAGCUAAAACAAAAGCAGCACAACGUGCUUUAGAAAAAUUAUUUGGUAUGUGUUUUCAUAAAGAAGAUAGUCUUCCAAAUAAUCUUCCUUAUUCUCGUCAAACUCUUGCUGAUCAUAUUGCAUUAUGUAUUCAAGAAAAAUUUAAACAAUUAACACAAAAUAAUAUACGUCUUCAACGACGUAAAGUUUUAUCUGGUAUUGUUCUUUUACAUAAUUAUAAUCUUGAAACAAUGGAAAUAAUUUGUAUAACAACAGGUACAAAAUCUAUUAAUAAUAAUAAUAAUAAUAAUAAUAAUCGUUUAAUACGAAAUGGACAAAUAUUACAUGAUUGUCAUGCUGAAAUAUUAGCACGUCGUUGUCUUAUUUAUUAUUGUUAUAAACAAUUAAAAUUAUUUUUUAAUGAAAAAUAUAAUGAAACAAUAUUUGAAAAAAUUUCUAAUACAAAUCAUUUUCAACUUAAAUCAUCAAUUACUUUUCAUUUAUAUAUUUCAAUAGCUCCAUGUGGUGAUAGUCGAUUGAUAUCACAACAAGAUAUAAAAAUAGAAAAAUCAUCAUUUUUAAAUAUAAAUCAAAAUUUCAAAUCUUCAUUAAAAAAAUCUUAUGGAUUAUUACGAAGAAAAAUUGAAGUAGGUGAAGGUACAAUACCUAUUUUAGCUAAAACUAUAUAUCAAAAUGUACAAACAUGGGAACGACAUUUAACAAUGUCUUGUUCAGAUAAAUUAUGUCGAUGGAAUUUUAUUGGUUUACAAGGUGCUUUAUUAAGUACAUUAAUUAAUCCAAUUUAUUAUACUAGUAUUAUCAUAGGAAGUCUAUAUCAAAGUGAACCUAUUCGACGAGCAUUAUUUUCUCGAAUAGAAGAUAAAGUAUAUAAUAUUCCAACACCAUACGGUUUACAACGACCAUUUAUCUCAGAUAUCACCAAACCAGAAAUACGAAAUACGACACGAUCACCAAAUCAUGCAUUUAUAUGGAAUUCUAUUGAUCAAAAAUGUGAAAUUAUUGAUAGUUUAAGUGGAUUAACAAUAUCACGUGAACCAUCAAUGAUAUCAAAAUUAGCUUUAUUUCAUCAAUGGAUAAAUUUAAUGAAUAAAAUUAAAUCAGAAAGAAUACCAACGAUUUAUUAUGAUGCUAAACAAUUAGCUGUAGAUUAUCAAACAGCUAAAAAUAAGGUUAAUCAAGCAUUUGAAAAUUGUGGAUUUGGUCUAUGGAUUAAAAAAUCAAAUCAACAAGAUGAAUUUGGUUUAUCAUUGGCUGAUGCAUCGUUAUCUUCUCAAACAAAAUAA
Molecule: messenger RNA, 2043 nt
Organism: Rotaria sordida
Lineage: Eukaryota; Metazoa; Rotifera; Eurotatoria; Philodinida; Philodinidae
Source: the annotation of a GenBank genome assembly